Messenger RNA from Mytilinidion resinicola, 328 nucleotides. RefSeq lists its product as uncharacterized. Gene Ontology annotation, biological process: RNA processing. The record is from RefSeq and is a predicted model, not a curated record. The annotation marks the transcript as partial. Lineage: Eukaryota; Fungi; Ascomycota; Dothideomycetes; Mytilinidiales; Mytilinidiaceae. The transcript has 2 exons. Gene Ontology annotation, molecular function: ribonuclease III activity.
AACACGGCUCUCCUUGAGCAGGCCUUCCUUGCGGCAGGGGCGCCUCAAUCACGAUCCGACGUCAUCGGGCCGAUCAAAGGCAACAAACGUCUCGCACUCGUUGGCGAUGCUGUUCUUCGACUUUGUAUCCUUGAUGAAUGUUUUCCAACUAGUGGUGACGCAGAACUCGGACAAAAUCUCGUGGUAGAUGUCGGAACAAACGAAAAUCUGAAGAACGUAGCGAAGGAGUGAGGUUUGAAAGAGUACAUCAGAGAAAAUCCAUGUCAAAAGGGUCAGGAAGCGAAAACAACGCUCGCUUCUACGGUAAUCAACCCUUCCUACUUCUAUG